Molecule: messenger RNA, 380 nt
Organism: Theobroma cacao (cacao)
Lineage: Eukaryota; Viridiplantae; Streptophyta; Magnoliopsida; Malvales; Malvaceae
Source: RefSeq, a predicted model, not a curated record
AUGUCUUUCAUACUUUUCUAUCACACUAACAUCUUACUUUCUUGUGAAAAGCUUGUGGAAUUUGGAAUCGGAAAUAUCAGCAAUUCUUGUGUAGAUCCAGCAAAUGGUGCUAUUAUCACUCAGUGUGAUGGAAUCCCUCUUGCCAUUCAGUGUUUAUCAAGCCCAGUCAUAAAUACAGUGAAUUAUGCUCUGGGGGCCUUUUAUUAUCUUUGUAACAAGGCUAACAGGGAGGAGAUUCUAAAGCCUGAAGUGGUUGAUGUCAUUGAGAGGUAUGCUGCCUCUCAAAAUGUAAGCUUCAGUAAUCUGGCCAAAGCAUUUCUGGACAAGCAUGUCUCUAAGGACAAGUAAGGUAUGAAUCCCACUUUUCAGCUAUGAUGUUU